Messenger RNA from Ectocarpus sp. CCAP 1310/34, 3193 nucleotides. NCBI's taxonomy places the organism in Eukaryota, Phaeophyceae, Ectocarpales, Ectocarpaceae. The record is from the annotation of a GenBank genome assembly.
UCUGUUCCACACCACACACAACAAAUAGCCAUCACAGCAACCAUGGCCCCUAAGCGCAAGCUCCGAUCGUCGACUGAGGAGGAUGGUGGAGGAGGGAGCAGUGCAGUUGUAGCAAUGGGUAAUGGGUCAGCCGGGGGGAAGGCGGGAGGAGCCCGGCAUGCUGCCAAGAAGAGCAAGGCGAAGAAGAACGUUCCUCCGCUGCCUGCCCGUGUGGACAUCGCCUUCCUGCCGAACGGCUUCAGGCCGGACUUGGCGAAGCUGGCGGCAAGAUCGCCAGGGACCAGCACGGGGAGGCCGCUUCGGCUGUACGCCGACGGCAUCUUCGACCUUUUCCACUACGGCCACGCCAAGGCGCUCGAGCAGGCGAAACGGUCGUUUCCGAACUCGUACUUGCUGGUGGGGUGCUGCAACGAUAAGCUCACGCAUGAGCUCAAGGGGCGGACGGUGCUGAAGGACACAGAGAGGUACGAGUCGCUGAAGCACUGCAAGUGGGUCGACGAGGUAGUGGAGGAUGCCCCGUGGGUAGUGGACGAGGACUUCAUCGCUGUCCACCAGAUCGACUUUGUGUGUCACGACGCACUCCCGUACGGCGACGCCUCCGGGCAGAGCUCGUCUGGCGACGUGUACGCGCACCUAAAGAGGCAGGGGCGCUUCGUGGAGACGCAGCGCACGGAGGGAAUUUCCACCAGUGACAUCAUCACAAGCAUCAUCCAAGACUACGACGUUUUCGUGCGGAGAAACAUGGAGCGUGGCUACAACGCGAGGGACAUGAACGUGCCUUUCCUCAAGGAACAGGCCAUCAAGUUCGACAUCGUCAAGGACAAAGUAACGCGUCGAGUGGGAAAGGUCAUAAAGGAUCGCCAGAACAAGAAAACCAAGCAACAGGCUGGUGGGGCUCUUAUCACCAAGGGUACGAAGGGACGGGGUGGCGGCGGCGGUGGUGUUGACCCGAACGGCAACAAGGAGCGGCACAACCUGGUGCUGGAUCUAGGGAACCACGCCCAGGAGACCAUCACGGACAUGCAGAGGAAUUUCGUCCAGAUCUUCGACCGGGAUGGGGCUAUCCGCACGAGCUUCCGCGAGCAAAGAAGGCAGAUCCGCGAACGCGUCAACGUGCUCGCGCGGACCAGCUUCUGUUAGGGAGGAGAUCCAAGCCUGCCGCCUUGGGGGUGGGGGUGGGUGACCGGCGUCAAGGGCGCCGGCUCAACCGGCUGGGGCGCAGAAUUUUCGUUCUUGCGCGAAGGUCGAAGAAGGAGCGCGGGGGGUAUCAUAUCAACCUCAGGAAGAAGUCAGUGAAUGGGACUUGGAUGAGAUGAAGCAGGCUGUGAUAGUCUGUUGCACAUGAUAGGUGUCUUGAUGCGCCAGCGAAGGCACCGAGGGCUUCGAAAUUUUUGUGCGUGGACGGCGUCGCGGGAACGGACAUGUCUUUGUGGCGGACGAGGCAGCAUUUGCUGUCGCCCUGAUGUGCCGGCCCAUUUUCGCCGAAACACCACCGCUCGCGGAUCCCUCCUGGACGCAUUGGAUGCUUGCGAUGUUCGCAGGAGAGCAGGUGUGGUGAGCACACAACAAUGAUGGAAUCUGGCGGCGUGGGAAUAUAUUACUGGUGGACAACUUCUUCGGUGUCCAGCACGUAAAAGUACUGAAGCCGAUGUCUUGCCUUCUUGACCCUCAACGUUCCUCGCGUUGGAACAAAGACGUCUUUUGUGUUGCUCCGUAGGAGACAGAUACGAGAUUGGACAAAGAGAAAAGAGUCUAGGUAACUUGGAUAAAUGAAUGCAUUCGUCCGGUACAGGAUGUAAUGUGCACAACCGCGGGGUUGUCGGGGCAGUUCGUAACCGCCGAAACUACACAGAUGUCAGCUUGGCUGGUUUUAGCGUGGUACAUCAGUACACACCGUAAGAACGCGGGCACGAAGAUGUGUGCUACGCGUACCACAUCAUGCGUUUCGUGAAAUGUUUCGUGUGUGAAUGUGCAGGAUUUCUUUUUCAGCGUGGUUGUCCGAGGGGGGCGGUUGCGGUGGAAGACCUCGUGCAUGUGCGUGUUGAUGUUUUGCGGGCGCUGGAGCUGCCCCGACCAAACAUCUGGCCGGGACGGAGAUGCAGAGGGAACAAUUGGGGUACGUGCCUUCAUGCACCUACAUAUCCAACCAGAAAGCUGUCCCGUCCCCAGGUGGUCGAUUUUGAACUUUUUUUGUGCUUCUGCUCCCUUUUUUGCCAAUGUGAAGCUUUUUGCUUGCCAGGAAAGGAAAACCUGGUGGGUGUUUUGUACGAUUUCCCGAAGCCCUCGGCGGCCUACUAGAGGCAGGUGAACUCGAGUAUAUGUAUACCUUUGCGGCAGUGAGUAAUUUCGCCCUGCUGCCGCGAAUAGAAUAAUGGUAGAUUGAGGAAAAGGAGUUGCUCCUUGUUUUCGACGAGCAAUCUUCGGGUAUAUACAAUGUCUGCUAGAGAAAAUUUAGAUGCUCUAAUUGAACGCCUCUAGGUUCAUGGCGCCCCGACUAGCUUAGCUCUCUCUGUGCGCUGACAGUUAUCUACGUCAUGUAGGACAUUGAUGUGGUGAUAUGACGUACGUACAACGGUCAAUCAUCAGAUUCAACCACACAUGACUGCCAAUCGCCGGAAUUUCGGUCCAUUGCUGGCUGAAGUUUUCCUCAGGUCUUGAUUCUCGGAAACGCCGCGUACAAGAGCCAACAGUGCCCCCGCAUCGACAGGAAGUAGGUCCUUGGACGUGGUGGGGAUAUGGAUAGGGGGGGGGGUAAGGGGCGCUCCCCGAGGAGAAGGGAUUCGCACCAAUCACGUGGUGCCAUGAUUGCCGCUAUAUAGCUCUCCGCGUGAUUCGCAAGACCGUACGCUUACGUCCGAAAUCUUGGCUCUGUCGGGCAACUCGAGUUUUUCGGUUUUCGGUAAGUGUAUGGUACUCCUCGUGUAAAGCCAUCCGCAUGUGAGCAGGCUAACCACAUACGUGAGCUUGUGCUACAGCAGUAAUCCUUUUGGCCAUCGGCUUCGCUGCCCAACACCGGGAGACCAAUGGAAAGUUCGUUGUUCUAUUUUUGCAGUGGGACACAGGGCGUCUUCGUUAUUGUGUCGAAAGCCUGAUGAAGGAGGACACGGGAAGGGUGUGCGUGUGGAUGACAACGUCCAGGCCCGCGCACGGCAGUGAUUUGUGCUAAAGCGCCGGUGGGUGUGUGGCCUGUGGA